UUAUUAUUUAUUGGCUAAGUAAUUAAAAUAGACUAAAUGCGUUUUCAAGAUUCACUUCUUUUACAACAACUAAAAGCAAAACGACUGAUAAAUAAAGAAUAAACGAGUGUCGGGUGCGCCAUUUUAAUUCAUGGCAGUCGUAUCGCGACAAUCUAUCUUCCAAAAUGCUAAUAAAUCAAUGGACUCCGAUGUUUUAGAAACUAUUGAUGGCCACAUUGACACAGUUAAAAAAUAUAAGUUGCUAAUCUCUUGUUAUGAAAGUCCUACUGCAAGAACUUUUUUCGCACGUUUUAUAAACAAUUUAAAUUCAUUUUGUAAACGCUAUGAUUGUGUCACAAUAAUCAAUAAUCAAGAGUUUUUUGCGGUUACAAAUCAGGUUACGAAACCAGACGAUCAGGAUACGCAGGUAGAAGAUGAUGUUGCAGAAACAGGUGCAAGAUGAAUAAGCGGUUGACGGUAUUCUAGGAAGACUUUUGAUUAUGCAUAAACCAAAGAAAACAGUGAACCAAAAUAUUUGUUUAUGAGUUUAUUAAUUUUAUUAGUAAUCUUUGACUUAAUCUUAAUGUAAUCUUUUAUUUUAUGCUGAGUUUUGUCGAACGUUGUUUUGACGUUUAAUAGAUGUUGGUGUGUUUAUUAGGUAUAGUCAACGGUGAUGGUUCAUCGGUGUCAAGCAUCCUUUCACUGAGAAGACCUUUCGCUGACUUUAUCUUUCUCGAAACAUUUAUGCUUUUUUUGUUUGUUGUGUUUUAACAAAUCCCUUGAAAUUAGUUUAGGCUUUAAUUUCAGGUUGUUG
Molecule: messenger RNA, 793 nt
Organism: Hydra vulgaris (swiftwater hydra)
Lineage: Eukaryota; Metazoa; Cnidaria; Hydrozoa; Anthoathecata; Hydridae
Source: RefSeq, a predicted model, not a curated record